AUGGCAAAGGGAGAUGGUCGAUGCUACACUUGCGGAUUACCAGGGCACCUUGCUAAGGACUACCGUAGAGGGAGGAACCGAGGUGUGGGUAAGAGUCAGCAACUAGGCCGUGUGUUUGCUUUGGAGGCACGUGAGGCGAUGGGGUCGGAUCCUCCGACAAGAGCGGCAAUUGUGUUUGCACUGGAGAUUUGGAGGCACCACCUGUGCAGAGUGAGGUUUAGGGACUUUUCUGAUCAUAAGAGUCUCAAGUAUGUUCUUGAUCAGAAAGAGCUUAAAAUGCGUUGGAGAAGACAGAUAGAGUUACUAAAGGAUUAUGAUUUUGAACUGAGUUAUCACCGUGAAAAGGCGAAAGUGGUCACAGGUGUGUUGGGUCAGAAAUCUUUAACAAUCGCUUGGGUGAGAAUCAAGGAAGAGGAGUUGGUGGAGAAGUUUGUGGGUCUUAAGCUGGACAUUGGUGAGGUGGCUGGAAGAACUUGUUUAAACCAAUUGCAGAUUUCAAGCACGAUUAAGACGGAGAUUCAGAGGGCUCAGCAAGAUGAGCUGAAGCUUCAGAAAUUGUUGCAACCAGUUGGUGAUAAGAGGCAUGAAGAAUUCACUAAGGAGGGUGAAAGAUUGAGGAGAGAUAAGGGGAGAGUUUGCACACAGGAUGUCGGAAGUUUGAGACAAGACUUGUUGUCGGGGGCUCACUGA
Messenger RNA from Arachis stenosperma, 690 nucleotides. RefSeq lists its product as uncharacterized. The coding region runs from base 1 to 690 and encodes 229 amino acids. The record is from RefSeq and is a predicted model, not a curated record. NCBI's taxonomy places the organism in Eukaryota, Viridiplantae, Streptophyta, Magnoliopsida, Fabales, Fabaceae. The transcript has 2 exons.